Molecule: messenger RNA, 709 nt
Organism: Prosopis cineraria
Lineage: Eukaryota; Viridiplantae; Streptophyta; Magnoliopsida; Fabales; Fabaceae
Product: protein RALF-like 32
Exons: 1
Coding region: 124-504 (126 amino acids)
Source: RefSeq, a predicted model, not a curated record
UAUAUAUAUAUACGUUUCUGCUUCCUCCAUUAACACACAUUUCUAAAAGUUCGUUGAUUAAUUCUAUCAAAGUAUCAAAUCCUUUCUAUAUAGUGUUUUCCUUGUGAUUCUGUUAUUCUGAGAAUGGAAUCGAAGGCUGGGGUUAGGGUCUCGAGUUCUACCUUCUUCUUGUUCUGCUUCUACUCUAUGAUCUUGUUGUUCGGAUUUAUCAGUUCUCUGUGCUUGAAAAGCGAUGCUGCUGCUGUUUCUGCUGCACCAUUCAGCUGCAAGAAUGGGACGAUUGCAGAGUGCAAUGAAGACGAUGAGAUGAUGAUGAUGGAAUCGGAGAUCAGCCAGAGGUUGAUGGCGGAGAAGACGAAGUACAUAUCUACGGGAGCUCUCAGGAGAAACAGACCAGCCUGUAAAGGCGGAGGCAGAGGCAAAUCUGGAGAAUGUCUUCCUCCUCCUUCAAAUCCUUAUACCAGAGGCUGUUCUAAGGAACAUCGUUGCAGAUCUGACUCUUGAGUCGUCCCAGAAAUUGGCCAUGUGCUGCAAUUUGAUCCAAUUCUGAUCGUUGUUCUUUCAAUUUGAUUGUUUUUUAAUGUCUUGAAAUUUCUGUCAUGUCUUUUUAUUUGAAAUAUAUAGCCGUUAAUCUUAUGUUAGAAUAUUUUUAUUGAAAUAUAUUUUUAUUAAUUUAAAUGCUUGUUGGAUUUUUAAUUUACAGGAAUUA